Gloeophyllum trabeum ATCC 11539 is the source of this 1163-nucleotide messenger RNA. RefSeq lists its product as uncharacterized. The record is from RefSeq and is a predicted model, not a curated record. Lineage: Eukaryota; Fungi; Basidiomycota; Agaricomycetes; Gloeophyllales; Gloeophyllaceae. Bases 84 to 1049 code for a protein of 321 amino acids. The transcript has 6 exons.
GCGAACCAGCGUCGUUCGCGGCCUCCAGAGAUAAGUGCGGACUGCUACAUCCCUCUACACUCUCAUUCUCGUGCAACUCAGUCAUGAUGGAAGAUCUCGCUUCAGCGUUCGCCGGUCUCUCUGGCUUCAGCCCGAUGAUGAUGAUCAAUCGCUCAUGUACCUGCGCGACGACAAGACUUAUCCAGUGCAGAGGCUUUGGAGUGUACCAAAACGACAUAUCCGCCAAGUUUGACAAGAGUCCCGAUGAGGUGCCCGACCUCGCAAAGGAAGACUUCCUAGCUAGGAAGAAGAUCAUUGACCAGGUUGCUGCCUGGGUCGAUGAGCAUCAGGAUAAGACACCUCAGAUUAUUUAUAAGAAUGAAUGGGUGCCUAUUUUGUACGGGUACGAGAUUGUGAAAGGGUCGGCUAAGAGAAAUCGCGAUUGGGGCCAUCUCAUCUUCACGGACCUGACCCUAACCAGAUACCUUCUGGUUAUGUGCUUCGGGGAUCCGAAAUGCAAUUGCGGCAGUCCUUUCCACCACGACUACGACGCGAUUGUGAAGUACAACACCGAUAGGUUCAUGUCGCUGCUGAAGUACCUCCAUCACGAUGACGCGAGGCCAAAUUGGGUGCGAGCCACGUAUACCACGUCCAAGAAUCGUUCCCUGGAUCCGGACUUCCUGAACUCCCUCGAAGGACCGAAGGCGGGCACGUCGACCACCCCACCAAUCUUCCAUGUUACGCCCGACAAUUUCACGCCAUCGCUGUUGGCCUCGGACAUUGAGAAGAUCGACAAUCUGCUGACUAGCUCUCGCAGAAAGCUGCCACCGUCCAGCGUCAAAAACGAGGUGCUAGGCAAGAAGGAGGGCCGGCCAGAGAUGAAGACGUACCUCGCAGGGAACGAGAAGAAUAAGAGACAGUGUGCAUAUUGCGAGAAAGUCGGAAAGCAUGACAUGCCUAUGUGUGGGCGUUGCAAGUUAGUGAGAUAUUGCAGCCCUGAAUGUCAGAAGGCGGCGUGGGUGAACCAUAAGAUCUUCUGCAAGAAGGCUACGUCCACCAAAGCUGCCUAGGUGGUCAUCUAUCUCCUUAACUGUCACUUUUAGUAAGCCGUUGUAGCUUUAAAUGUGUUGUUUGUAGCAUGAUCUACUCAAGUAAGUACCCGCCUGGCCCUGUGAUGCUGGUGG